CACUGGGUGGGCCUACAUCCUGCUGGUGAAACAGUAAAAGGCACAGAUUCUACUGCCUUUGGGAUACAGUCCUGCAUUACUUCAAAUACUAAAAGUUUUGGUGAAUUUCAUUACAAACUUUGGGAGGAACAAUGCGUUUUUGCACAAAUAUCCGUCCUUCCAUCGCUCUGCCAGUUCUUGGAAUCCUACUUUUUGGAGUCCUGGUUUUAACAUAUUGUUACUCAUCAUUUGGUGAGAUGAAAAAUAAGGACGUCAGAGUUCUAGAAGUUUUGGGGUUGUGUCAGCAGGACCCUGUUAAUUUCAGGCGGGAAAACUGUAGUUGUAGGACCCGGGACAUGCUGGCCCCACAGGGACUCCUGUAUAAGCAGCCCAGUGUGUUAAAGGGGCGCACCAAUGUGGUAGCUGUUACCCCUUGGUUGGCACCUAUUGUCUGGGAAGGCACUUUUAAUCCCUUGGUUGUUGACAGCAUUUACAAGCCUAUGCACCUCAGCAUCGCCACAACCGUAUUUGCUGUUGGCAAGUAUGUGCGCUUCCUGCGUGACUUCCUGGAGACUGCCGAGAAGCAUUUCAUGGUGGAUUUCAAAGUGCAUUACUACAUCUUCACUGACCGGAGGGAAGACGUGCCAGCGGUGGUCCUCGCUCCCGGUAGACAGGUAACCAUCAUCCCAGUCACUGGCUCCAACCGCUGGCAGGAGAUCUCCUCCAGGAGGAUGGAGAUGAUCCAGACCACCAUCGAGAACCAGAUAAGCAAGGAGGUGGACUACAUCUUCUGCUUGGAUGUGGACACAAAGUUCUACGGCCGGUGGGGGGCAGAAACACUGAGCAGGCUGGUGGCCGCACUUCACCCGGGUUACUAUGAGCAGACCCACGAGCACUACCCUUACGAGCGCCGUCCUGCCUCGCGGGCCUACAUCCCCGCGGGGGAAGGAGACUACUACUAUGGAGGCGCCACCAUCGCUGGCUAUGUGGGGGACGUGCACAAGCUGGCAAAGUACUGCCGUGAGCAGCUGGAGGCCGAUGCCGCCAACUCCAUCGAGGCAGCAUGGCAGGAGGAAAGCCACCUGAACAGAUAUCUCCUUUACAACAAGCCCACUAAGAUUCUGUCUCCAGAAUACCUGUGGCAGGACUUCAAGGCCAAGACCAACGAGGUGCAAAUAAUCCGCUUUUCUCAGGUCAACAAGAACUACGCAGAGGUUCGGCCCAAUGUAAAGAAAAGAAAGUAAUGCUGUGGCCAUUGUUGCACGAAGAUUCAGGAUCUAGGCCAGGGAGGAGGAUGCUGCUGUUUGUAUACAUUGAAGGUGGCCGGAUCAGUAAACAAGCUUAAGUUGUUCUAUUUUUCUCUCAAUUAGUUUAUAUCCUUUGCCGCUACAGAUGUAUUAUAGACAUGAAGGGCUGUUUGCAUGUAGAAAUGUUUGUUAUAGGAGCAGAAGUGUGGGUAGAGGGUGAGUUUGGGAAAUGGAUGUGCAAUUAAAAAUGAUAAUACAUA
Molecule: messenger RNA, 1486 nt
Organism: Coregonus clupeaformis (lake whitefish)
Lineage: Eukaryota; Metazoa; Chordata; Actinopteri; Salmoniformes; Salmonidae
Product: globoside alpha-1,3-N-acetylgalactosaminyltransferase 1-like
Exons: 7
Coding region: 132-1223 (363 amino acids)
Biological process (GO): carbohydrate metabolic process
Cellular component (GO): vesicle; membrane; Golgi apparatus
Molecular function (GO): hexosyltransferase activity
Source: RefSeq, a predicted model, not a curated record